AUGGCAGAAGCAGCUCCUGCCACCUUUGAAGGUUAUCGAGGAACACCGCACUUGGGUUGGUACGAUCGAUUAGAUCAGCGUUAUCGUGUGAGGGAGAGAGCAGAAGCUCACAGAUUCUUCAAGACCGGCCGUGUCUUUGCAAUGCUGUGGUCAGAAGCUGCUAGUGAAAAUCUGGCCCGUAAUGGCACUGAAACCACUGGCAUCACUAUAUGCAGAUUCGGUCAGAGUGUAUAUUCUCAGAUCCGCCGUUUUGUAGUUGUCAGAGUCAACAGGGACCGGCAUUUCGUGUAUGCGCUCGCGAUCUCCACGUAUGGUGGCCGAGGGGCUAUGAAGAAUGGUUGUGACCCUUCAGAGCACACUAUUGUACAUCUCAACAAUGUGGAACCAUACUGGCUCCCAGGGGAGGUCAAUAGGGGCAUGACCAAGGAUCCAAUAUCGAUCGAACCAGUUGAACAAAACGAAGAGAUGGACCCGAGAUCUCGUCUCAGAUGUGGCAAAAUCUAUUCUAUCGAGUGGAAUGUGAAAUUAAGAGACAUUGGGAUGGUUUCAAGUCAUGACAAGACAAAGCUGAUGCGAUACUACAAGGAGGGGCAAGAAAAAGGAUUCGACUACGACGAGGAGCUGGAUCUCUAUCCCCAGCCUGUGGCACCGGGUUAUCCUCAAACCGAUCGUGGCUAUUAUGGGUACCAAUAG
This is a messenger RNA of Boeremia exigua, 693 nucleotides long. RefSeq lists its product as uncharacterized. Lineage: Eukaryota; Fungi; Ascomycota; Dothideomycetes; Pleosporales; Didymellaceae. The coding region runs from base 1 to 693 and encodes 230 amino acids. The record is from RefSeq and is a predicted model, not a curated record. The transcript is spliced from 4 exons.